AUGGCGGAAAUCCGUCGAAAGCUUGUCAUUGUAGGCGAUGGUGCCUGCGGUAAGACGUGCUUGUUGAUUGUUUUCUCCAAGGGCACAUUCCCAGAGGUCUAUGUCCCCACUGUCUUCGAGAACUACGUUGCCGAUGUCGAGGUCGAUGGAAAGCAUGUCGAGCUGGCUCUAUGGGAUACGGCUGGCCAAGAAGAUUACGACCGUCUCAGGCCUCUCUCGUACCCCGAUUCGCAUGUUAUCCUGAUCUGCUUUGCUGUUGAUUCCCCCGACUCGCUCGAUAACGUCCAGGAGAAGUGGAUCUCCGAAGUUCUUCACUUCUGCAACGGUCUCCCCAUCAUCCUCGUCGGUUGCAAGAAGGACCUGCGUUACGACCAGAAGACCAUCGAGGAGCUUCACAAGACCAGCCAGAAGCCCGUUACUCCCGAGCAGGGUGAGGAGGUUUGCAAGAAGAUUGGCGCUCACAAGUACCUCGAGUGUUCAGCAAAGACCAACGAGGGUGUCCGUGAGGUUUUCGAGCAUGCCACACGUGCAGCUCUCAUGACCAAGAAG
This is a messenger RNA of Amorphotheca resinae ATCC 22711, 549 nucleotides long. RefSeq lists its product as hypothetical. The transcript is spliced from 5 exons. The record is from RefSeq and is a predicted model, not a curated record. The annotation marks the transcript as partial. Gene Ontology annotation, biological process: small GTPase-mediated signal transduction. Gene Ontology annotation, molecular function: GTP binding; GTPase activity. NCBI's taxonomy places the organism in Eukaryota, Fungi, Ascomycota, Leotiomycetes, Helotiales, Amorphothecaceae.